Molecule: messenger RNA, 1647 nt
Organism: Alternaria arborescens
Lineage: Eukaryota; Fungi; Ascomycota; Dothideomycetes; Pleosporales; Pleosporaceae
Product: DNA damage-inducible protein 1
Exons: 3
Coding region: 1-1647 (548 amino acids)
Biological process (GO): proteolysis
Molecular function (GO): protein binding; aspartic-type endopeptidase activity
Source: RefSeq, a predicted model, not a curated record
AUGCUAGCUUGGGCCUACACGGCCAACGUCGUGGUUCCGUACGCUCGCCCACGACUGCGCGUCGAUGCCUACGCCUGCGCGCUGAUUCAUCCGACGCUGGGUUCGCGGCUCCACUACGUUCCAUUCCCUUCCAGCCCAGGCGGCGACCGCGUUCCCAAGGUUGCGACAAAAACACCACGGCCCAGUGCCUCCUUCCCUAUAAGCUCCCUCCCGCGCACCGAGACAUCACACAGUCGCCUCCCGCCCGACCCAAGCCAACCUCAACCACCCCGCGUGUCACAUCCAGUGGCCUCAUCCAGACGUGCCCGCAUACGCCCCAACACACGCUCUGGCCCACCAUGUGAGCCUCGCGUCACCAUAUCCAUCACCGCGCCCGGCACCCAGGCCGACACAGACCUGCUGACGCUCGAACUGCCGCCGGGCAGCACCGUCAAGGACCUCAAGGGCUUCAUCGAGGCCGACACCAACCUGCCCGCGGCGUCACAGAGCCUCUACCUGAACGGCCAGCCGGUAGCCAUAGACACGCAGACACUCGAGGACGCCGGGGUACGGGAUGGCGAGAUGCUGGCCGUCGUGAUGCGCCCCGCACCCCGACAGAACAGGAACCUCCAGCACCCGGGCAGGCCCGCCCAACCUGAUCCAGAGGGCGUGCGACAGCUCGUCCUCAACGACCCCCAGCAGAUGAACAAGCUGCGUCAGGGUGACCCGGAGCUCGCCGCCGCCGUCAACGACCCCACCCGCUGGAGAGAUACAUAUGCCAUGAGGCAACGACAGGCGGAGGAGUCGGAGCGCGAGCGUCAGAACCAGAUCGCCCUGCUCAACGAGGACCCCUUCAACGUCGAGGCGCAACGAAAGAUAGAAGACAUUAUUCGCCAGGACCGCGUUGUCGAGAAUCUGCAAAAGGCAUACGACGAGAACCCUGAAGUCUUCACCCGCGUGCACAUGCUCUACGUCAACACCGAGGUCAAUGGCGUGCCCGUCAAGGCCUUUGUCGACUCUGGCGCCCAGGCCACAAUCAUGUCCCCCGACUGCGCCGAGCGAUGUGGUAUCAUGCGGCUGAUGGACGUCCGAUACGCCGGCAUGGCGCGUGGUGUCGGUACAGCGCGCAUUCUGGGUCGCGUGCAUCACGCCGAGAUCAAGAUUGGUGGCGCAGUCAUGCCCUGCGCUUUCACUGUCAUGGAAGGCAAGGAUGUCGAUCUACUUUUCGGUCUGGACAUGCUCAAGCGUUACCGCGCCAAAAUCGAUCUUGAGAAGAAUGCCCUGUGCUUCGAAGGUCAGGAAGUACCCUUCUUGCACGAAUCGGAAAUCCCCAGGAGCUUCGAGGAGGCCGAGAUGAAUGAACCGACUGUGUCUGGUCCUAAUGGAGAGGAGAUUGGUGCAAAGACGGGUGCUGUACGACCGAAAGGUAGCGCUGCAGCUGGUUCCUCGAAUGCAGGUGCCUCAUCUUCGUCGUCUCAACCUGCACAGCAGCAAGCCCCACCCACAGCGUCCAAGGCACCCGCACCAUCUGCACCUAACAGCAACUUUCCCCGGGAACAUGUUCAGCAACUUACCGGUAUGUUUGGCUGCUCAGAACAAGAAGCCAUACAAGCCUUGGAGAUGUUCGGAGGCAAUGUCGAACAUGCUGCAAGUUUUCUCAUCGGUUAG